Molecule: messenger RNA, 348 nt
Organism: Ostreococcus tauri
Lineage: Eukaryota; Viridiplantae; Chlorophyta; Mamiellophyceae; Mamiellales; Bathycoccaceae
Product: Ribosomal protein S6
Exons: 1
Coding region: 1-348 (115 amino acids)
Biological process (GO): translation
Cellular component (GO): ribosome
Molecular function (GO): structural constituent of ribosome; rRNA binding
Source: RefSeq, a predicted model, not a curated record
AUGCGCCGGGGCGAUGCGCAGAAGACGCGCGCGGUGAAGAAGACGCACCUGCCGACGACGUACGAGGGCGUGCUCCUGCUCCGACCGGAUUGCGACGACGCCACGCGCUCGGGGGCGCUCGAUCAAUUCAAGGCUAUGUUUAACGAUGGGUUGGCGUCCUGGGAACAAACCGAACGGGGUCUGCAGCCGAACGCGUACGAAAUCAAGGGAUAUCCGGACGCGUACCAAGUCGUCGUGAACUUUUCUUGCCCGCCGGCCGCGUUCAAGAACGCGUACGAGGAGCUCUCCAAGCCGGUGGUCGGUCAAGAGGAGGUCAUUCUGCGCUCCAUGUUCUUAAAGUCCGCGUAG